CGGAGGACUGGGGCUUGGUCUUGAAGUUUUCAGAUGCAUCUGUAGAUGAAUCAUAACAGCAUCAAGAUGUCGGGACGAUCGGGCCGCGCUGAGACGCGAAGUCGGGCUAAAGACGACAUCAAAAAGGUGCUAGCGGCCAUCGAGAAAGUGCGCAAAUGGGAGAAGAAAUGGGUGACAGUUGGUGACACGUCUUUACGUAUAUUCAAGUGGGUGCCAGUGACGGAAACAAAGCAGAUAUAUCGCACCAAAUCCACCGGUGGAGAAGUUAGAGGCUUGAAAGAUGUGGUCCUGGAAAACACCAACUCUCUACUGGAUUUUACUGAUGAAAACAGCAACCAGAGCUUUCUGUCGGACGUUUACCAGCCUAAAAUGGAUAACAGCAGCAGCACCUCCAGCUCGCAGCAGGUCAGCCCUCCUCAUGCCUCCAGCCUGCGAGCUGAAGACUCCCAGCCUCCAAUGCUCGGCCAGGAGAGCGUGGAUGAGCCAGUUCACUCAGGACAGGAGGGCACAGAUGAGCCACCCACUCUCAUCAAGGAGGACCCUCUAUCAUCAGGAACUGUCAGACGGAGCACCCCAGACACCCAGGAGGAACUGGAUGAAUCAGGAGCCCCUCCCUUAAAGAAGAUUUGCACAGGAGAGAACGCUGUUCUGAGAUAGCUUAUUUAUGAUCGUUUUGUCAAAAUGCACACAAAACAUGUCCUCAGUUGUUGUGAGAUUAGCAAAGCUUUGACAAUUAUUCUGGAUCUCUUCAUAUAUUUACGCAAAUAUUGCUUAUUUUAAAUUCAGCUUUUAAGAAAAUGUGUAUUAACUGCAAAAUCUUCUAUUUUCCCCCUACUUGAAUUGAUAUUUGAAGUCAUGCUGUGUUUCGUUUUUCAUCUUGAAAAGGAGGGGGGGGGGGCAUUUUGAACUGUAUUUCGCAGGCUUUGUGUAUUUUCAUGCAGUUGCUGUAAAUGUCUGAUUUUCCUGGCAGCCGCAGCUGAAAUGAUGCAUGUUUCCAUACGCUGUUGCUUUAUUCUGAAGGUUUAUUGGCGAUUUUGAAAAGGUGUUAUUUGUGAAGCUUUAUGCAAAUUGCUGUUUUUAGAUGUGCCAUUGUGUAUUAAAUACAGUGCCCUCCUUUUAAAAAAAAGAAGCUUCUUUUGGCUUAUCACAUGCAAGAAUAUGAUUUUUUUUAUAUAUAUAUUGCUCUAUAAUAUUAUUUGCCCAUGUUUAUAACUGAACACAUUUUGUAAAUCAUAAUAAAUGCGACUGUUCAUUUUAA
Molecule: messenger RNA, 1258 nt
Organism: Neolamprologus brichardi
Lineage: Eukaryota; Metazoa; Chordata; Actinopteri; Cichliformes; Cichlidae
Gene: bcl7bb
Product: BAF chromatin remodeling complex subunit BCL7B b
Source: RefSeq, a predicted model, not a curated record